Molecule: messenger RNA, 183 nt
Organism: Clunio marinus
Lineage: Eukaryota; Metazoa; Arthropoda; Insecta; Diptera; Chironomidae
Source: the annotation of a GenBank genome assembly
AUGCAAAACAUGCAAAGUGGCAUAAAUAAAUCGGAAAAUGACAGUAAGUUUUCAAAUGCACAUCACAUACACACACAAACAGAAGACCUUUUCAAAGAUAUCAUAAAGGUAUUCGGUAAAAAAGGGAAAAAAGAUAAGCGAUACACGCUUAAAGCUUACACGGUAAAAUUGCAGAAAUUUUAA